Pristis pectinata (smalltooth sawfish) is the source of this 6676-nucleotide messenger RNA. Its product is annotated as nucleus accumbens-associated protein 1-like. Gene Ontology annotation, molecular function: protein binding; RNA polymerase II cis-regulatory region sequence-specific DNA binding; DNA-binding transcription factor activity, RNA polymerase II-specific. Gene Ontology annotation, biological process: regulation of transcription by RNA polymerase II. The record is from RefSeq and is a predicted model, not a curated record. The coding region runs from base 248 to 1753 and encodes 501 amino acids. Lineage: Eukaryota; Metazoa; Chordata; Chondrichthyes; Rhinopristiformes; Pristidae. The transcript is spliced from 7 exons.
ACACACUACCCCCCCCCCCCACCCCACCCCCUCCCCUCCCCUCUCUGUCUCCUCACCGAGCUAUCGACAGCGAUGAGGGAGUGAAUUCAGGAAACCAGGAGUGAAGCUCAAGCAGGAGGGAAGGGAAGGGCAGGGAUUCAGUCUUGUGAAUCUACAGUGCACCACUUCUGAGGCAUAAGAUCCUUUCCUGUAGAGGAAGACCAAAAUUCUGCACGGUACUCCAGGCUGUGGACAUUUGAACCCAACCAUGGCACAGACACUGCAGCUGGAGAUUCCCAACUUUGGGAACACAUUACUGGAGUGCCUGAAUGAACAGAGACUGCAGGGCCUCUACUGCGACACUUCCAUCAUGGUGAAGGGGCAGACGUUCAAGGCCCACCGGGCCGUGCUGGCCGCCAACAGCUCCUACUUCCGGGACCUCUUCGCUGGGACUACACGGGCAGCCUUCGAACUGCCGGCAGCCGUGCAACCCCAGAGCUUCCAGAACAUUCUCAACUUCUGUUACACAGGGCGGUUGUCCAUGAAGGCAGGCGAGCAGUUCAUGCUGAUGUACACAGCGGGGUUCCUGCAGAUCCAACGCAUCGUGGAGAGGGGCACUGAGCUCCUGUCCAAGGUCAGCUCGCCCAGGUGUGACUCCCAGGGGCUGAGUGCUGAAGAACCUGGCUGGGAGCCUCAGAGCUCGGCCCCGCCCCUACCCCUGGCCCUUCCUCUCCCGCUCCCGUCCCGUGUCAAAGUGGAGCAGAGCGACGUGGGCUGUGGCCGGGGCAGGCGGGCCGCCGAGGGGUCCACAGCAAGCAGCGCCAAGUCAGCCCGCCUGGCGCACGAGGGAGGGAGCGGGCAAGGCUGCCCUGUCAAUGCACCGCGGGACAUCGCCAGCCCUGGAGCCAGCAGCCUUCACCCCAGUGACAGCCCCUUCUCCUGUCAGAAUGACGAGGAGGAGGAGGCCGAAGAGGAGGGACUGGAGGACAUGACGGAGGAACAGUAUGUUCAGAUGUGCAGCAUGUACAACAUCAUGAGCGUCCCACAUGGAGCAACUCCGGAGCGGGUGGAAGCCUUGCCUGAUCACAUUGAUGGGCGUUCCAGGAUGAGGAUCCGGCACGACCUGGCAGUGCUGCCGGCUGACCUCAUCAGUCAGAUUGGACACCGCUGCCACCCCAAGCUGUACGUGGAGGGAGACCCUUCGGAGAAACUCGAGCUAGUGACAGGUACAAGUGUGUACAUCACACGGGCUCAGUUGAUGAAUUGUCACAUCUGUGCAGGAACAAGGCACAAAGUGUUGCUUCGGAGGUUGUUGGCCGCAUUUUUUGACCGGAAUACUCUGGCUAACAGCUGUGGCACUGGAAUUCGUUCCUCCCUCUGCGAUCCUAGUCGGAAGCCGCUUGAUAGCCGGAUCCUCAAUGCCAUCAAAGUUUACUGUCAGAAUUUUGCUCCGAACUUCAAGGAGAGUGAGAUGAAUGCCAUCGCUGCAGACAUGUGCACCAAUGCCCGGAGGGUGGUCCGCAAACACUGGAUCCCCAAGCUCAAGCUGAUGCUCGCAGAAGGAGAUGGCGUCUAUCGCUCGGUCAUCACUGACGUGGCUGGCGGAGGCUUGCCAGAUGGAGCAUCUGGGAACCAGGACAUGGAGCUGCCGGGCACUGGGCACAGGCAUGAAGCCGGUGGGAUGCGAGCCACUGGCACUGGUCACAGAUACGAGACGGGUUUCCCAGACGCUUUAGAUGACUCUGGGAGUGGGAUUGUAGAGGCUCCAAACUAAAAGGUCCCAAUUGUCACACCCCCCUCCCCCCAAGAGAAACCCACGGCGUAGGGCGUAGGGAGUCUGUCAUGUUGUAGGGUUCUGUGUUUGGCCUCUUUAUUUGAUGGGUGUUAGUGGUGAUGGACUGAGAACUGGAGAUUCAGUCUGUGCAGUGUCAGUGAAGGAGACCAUCACACCAUUAACCCAUUCACUGCUGGGCACUCGUGUACUGGUUUGGAUAUAACUGCCUAGAAAUUGGGUAUCACCUUUUUUUUGGUGUGGUAAACCAGUGUUGUGUGUCCCUGCAAAGCACCAUGAGAUUAUCCAGCGUCAUUUGCAACAGCCUGGGAUGGUUUACGCCUGGAGACGGGGCUAAAACAGGACCUGUGUGGUUUCCAAUGGGACCGGGCUCUUGGUUGACCACAGCUUCUGACAAUUUACUGAGCACCAAUCAGAGAAGGACAGCUGCUCCUACAGGCACAGUCCCCAUGGCAGCUGGACCCUAUGGCUGCUGUGAAGAUGGAGGCUGCGGGGGAGACCCCCUACAGUUAGUGGAAGAGAGCUGGAUGUUGUCACCAGUGCGGGGAGGGAGGCCCUGUGUGUGGGGAUGUGAGGGCCAGGAGUCCCCCACAGAGACCACCAAAGGGAGGAGAUGGCUCCAGCUGUCCUGGCUGUGAGAACCCCCACCCAGUCAGACAAAACACAAAUAAGAUUUACGCCAUGAGAACCAUCAGGGUGAGCUGCCCACCAGUUGUAGUGGGUCGUGUCACUGGGCAGGGAUUCAUCCAUUGACGUUGGGUUUCAGUGCAGGUGGUCUGGAGAGGAGGAAGGUGAGGGCUUAUUGUGCCAUCUGGGCUCCCCUGGCCAAUGACGGGUGGACUGUGUUGGCGUUAAUGAUUGGAGUGUGUGCACUUUAUCUGGAGCGGGGACUGAUUCUGUAGGCUCUUCUUGAAAACCUUCCCUCGAUGAGGGAGUCCAUAUUGCCCAUGCAGUCACUGUCCCACAAUGUUGUCUGCUGGGAGCGGAGGGUGGCACUGUUCCACGGGGACUUGCCCUGGUGGACUUCCUUGUCCUCAUGAUCCUGCUGUGUGGCAAACAGCACUGAAGUAUCCGCAGCUGCUGGGCUUGAACUGCAGGGAUCCCCCUGCAAAUGUGGGCAUUGAAAUCUCAUUUUCAGAAGACCUGGCAUUUUCUACAAUGAUCCUGGUAUUUGUGUGGAUCUUGUUGUAGUGAAACAGGGCAGCAGUCGAGGGACUGUGUAUUGGUGUGAGGAGCUAGGGUAGUUCUAGUCUCCCAGCAAUGGCCAGAGGGGUGGACUCUGGAUGAAGGCAUCACCUGUGCUUCCCAGAAAUAGGGUGUUGGGCACUAGGAGCCACCCAUCAUCGGCUGCUCCUGCUUCUGUUUAUGUUAAAUGUCAGUGUCUGAGAUUCCAGCUUCUUCUCACUGAAAUCGAAGCUGAGGAAAUCACCAUCUCCAUGUGAAGGCAGUGCCUGGGUGAUCUCUCCAGCAGAUGGAGACAUGGCUGUGGUUUACUGUGGGAAUAAGUUCAGAGUCAACAUUACCUUGAUCUCCACAGAGGGAGCAGUCCAGGCACGAGAGGGGCCAAGGAUCAUCUCGCGGAGUGUGGUGUGUCCCAGUGACGAUCCUUGGGGAUAACCUGAGCCUGUGAACGCACUGCCCCUCAGAGAAGUCCAGGCAGCAGGUAGCUUCACGACUCCUGCCCCGAAACCCCUGAUACAGCGUCAACACCGAGACCCCCACUGGGUGAGGAACUCAGCAGCUCUGUGCUGGAGAAAGCACUCACCGUGUUACAGCACACACUGGGGGCUUUGGGAGGUGUUUGAGCAGCUUGUCGUGUUCUGAAGCUUCCAGUCUGAGCCCUUGAUGUCAGUGGAGUGUACCUUUAAAUAGUGAGGAGAUCAGCAGAUGAGUGCCGUGUGCUCUGAAUUGUACUACGACAUAAAUACGGGCUUAUUUUAAAACCCGUAAGUUGUAUCCUACAGCUCCAGUUAUUCAGGUAAGGGUGGAAAUGGGUUUUCUUGAAUAGUGGUUUUAUUAAGUAUAAAAUGACCACAAUCUAAUCUGGAUUAAAUCACACAAUGUACACAUAAAAAGGUGCUAAUUAACCAAUUUCUAGGCAUGUGUGUUUGGAGAGACUGCCCCAAAUGUAGAUAAAGAAUAAGAAUGACUUGCAUUUAUAUCAGCCUUUCAUUUCCUACAGAUCUUCCAAAGCAAUACGAUUAAAAUGUGGUCACUGUAGGAUGAAAAAGGGCAACAGUUGCACCAGUAUGUCUCAGUGAACCGCAGUGUGAUAUUGUCCAGAUAAUCUGAAAUACUGGUCAGAAAACCAUAAAAAUCUUCCCUGCUCUUCUUUAAAAAAUGUAAUGGGAUCUUUUACAACCACUUGAGAUGACAGAUGGGGGCCCCGUGAUGAUGUAGCACUUCUUCACUACAGGAUUGUAAAACUGAAUUAUGUGUCCAGGUCUUGGAGGAAUUAUGAUAGAAGCAAGAAUGUUAUCCAUUACCCACCACUAAGGUGUUGACAAGACCAAGCACACAGUCUUUAAUUUCUUCGUUAUUCUUAAAGACUGAGAGCAUGGAAAUAGGCCCUUCAGCCCACUGCAUCUGUACCAACCAUCCAGCACCCAGUUAGAUCACUACACUAAUUCAAAUUUUUCUUUUUGCAUCCCCAUCAACUCUCCAAUUCUCCUGCUACCCACCUAGGGGUAAUUUACAGUGGCCAAUUAACCUCCCAACCAGCACAUCUUUGGCAUGUGGGACGAAACUAGCGUAAUCGGGGGAAACCCAUGCACUCACAGGGAGAACGUGCCAAUUAGGCCACACCUAGAGUACUGCAUGCAGUUCUGCUCACCACACUAGAGGAAGGAUGUGAUUGUGCUGGAGAGGGUGCAGAGGAGAUUCACCAGGGUGUUGUUUGGAUUGAAAGAAUUUAGUUAUGGGGAGAGAAUGACUAGGCUGGGUUUGUUUUCUCUGGAGCGACAGGCUUGAGGGGUGACCCAAAAAUAGAAGUAUAUAAGAAUCUUUCUGUAUCAAAAACAAAACAACAUAGGCUUAUGUUGAGAGAAAGGAGUUUCAAGGGGGAUCUGAAGAGCAGGUUUUCUCCCCCACAGGGAGCGGUUUGUAUCUGGAACUUGUUGCCAGAGGAGGUGGUGGAAUCAGAUACAAUUACUCCCUUUAAGAGAUAUUUAGGCAGACACUUAACUGGGCAAGGCACGGAGGGAUGCCGUCCUAAAGCAGGCCAGUGGGCUCAGUGUAAAUGGGCAAAAAGUUUGGCAACAUCUGUGAUACCACAACACUGGAAGUCAGGAUUGAACCUGGGUCACUGGAGCUGUGAAGCAGCAGUACUAACCGCAGUGCCAGUGUGCUGCCCAGACACUUCACCAAUACCUUUGAUUCAGUUUGGUCACAGUCCUGGGUUAAAGUUUUGACAAUGCGCCCAUUAGUGUCCAGGCAUCUAAAAAAAAAUCCAUUUUUAGAGCCUCAUCAAAUGGCCACAAGCCAGGCUAUUUAAUAAAAAUCCCCUUAAUUGUUGAUUAAUGAUUAAUUUGGUAUGGGAGGAAGGCCAGUCUUGUGGAUCAUUAUAUUGCAAACAGUUGCAUAAUCUCCAUAUGACUGGGUUUUAAAUUCCUUGAUCUGGUGUGGCAGAGUUGUAGAAGUAGAAGGGAACCUCUAUCCCUGUGCCCUUCCCUAGUGGGAGAGUCUUAGUGCUGUUACAGACAGGUAGGGUUAGGGUUAAGCAGGAAGCUGCAAUGCUGUAGGCCAUACUAAGCCUUGCCUGUUCCGGUGAUCCCAGCAUCCCCAUAACACCAUUGGAAGAAUGGAAGGGAUUUUACUUGUGUCCUGGUGGAGAUUCCUCCUUCAUGCAAGACAAUUAUCUUGUUUUCACAGGGUAUCUUUCACUUUCAUAUCUGUAUUGACCAUGACCACACUUGAAGCUGAUCAAUGUAUGAGGACUGUGGAGAUGUUUGAGUAAUGUUAUAAGGCACCAUGGAAAUGCAAGUCUGUCUUUCAAAUUAUUAUACAUGUAAUGUCUUUUGAAAUGGAGCGAAUGAUGAACUUAUUUUAAUGUUCUAUAAAAAAAAAAUCAACCACCUGAAUUUUUCUGACCAGCCCCUUAUCUGUUACCCAGUUUCUCGCCAUCCUUCUGGCUGAAGGUCACAGCUUUUGAGCUGGUCCUAUCUCUUCCCACCUUUCUGAAAUAGUAAACAAAUAUAUUGGCUGCAAGGCAAACCCAACCUGAAAAUGUGAUGACUCUAGGUAAGAGGAGACAAAAUCCUCAAAUGUUUGGGAGGAGUAGAAGAGGCAGGAGUGGGAAUAAUGUAAGGUUGGAGUUUGCUUGGCAGAGAAUGAGUUGGCAUUAAUCGCUGAGGCUCACUACCUUGGUCAAAUUCUCCACUAACGUCAUAGGUACAAGUGUACAUUGAAACAUCCCUGCCUUCCUGUUUGAAAUGCUUCUGGUAACUAUUGCAUGCAGACAAAAUCCCGGGCUUGGGGCAAGAUACUUGUAGAUUGGAAUGGUGUUUGCUCCUUAUGUCCAUGAAUCAGCAGUGAAAGUGUAUUUGUGAUUUGGCAAUUAGGAAUGUAAAGUGUAUUUUGGAUCUCCAUUGCUAAUGACAUGAAAAAAAAUUGUAGGUUAUGUGAUUGGGAACAUUUUGUCGAAGGGUUUGGCUGCAAGACAUGAAUCAUGUUCCUUUUAUGUACGGCCAAUCUAGCAUGUAGGAGUAGCUCUGAUGGACCCUUUGAAUAUUGUACCAGUUUCCAGUGGCCUUACUAACACACAAUGGGACACCAGCCUGUUUGAGGUCCUGGUCUGCAAUGAAAUGACCUGCUAAUUGUUGGUGUGAUACUGUAUCUUGUGGUGCUCCCAUUGGUGUUUGUUGUAUGUAUUAUUUUAAAUGAAUAACAUGUAUGAAUACAAAUGUA